AUGUCGCAAGCAGCUGUGGCAAGCACUGGAAACUACAAAUUGCCGGACUUGAGCUAUACACCCGGAGAUCUUACCGAACCGGAAUAUCGUCUGCCCUCGCAUCAACAGUUGUUGGACCAGAAGCGAGAUCGUCAACAUGUCCUGGAACGGGAGUUGCCACUAAAUCGUCUAUAUCUGAGUGACAACUCUCCGGCGGAGCCGACACGGGUAAGAUUAUUCAUAAAAUCGGCGGCAGGACGACAAUUUCCGGCCUUGGCGGCAGCUCAGGCCAAGUACACGGGACAAUUGAACAAUACCAACAGCUUGGACAUUUCCGAGUUUGAAUUUUCACCCGGCAAGGAUCUCAUCUCAUUGCCCAUAGUCACUGGCGGAACGGUAGGAGCACUAGGAGCCGGAGGAGAACCGGAUCUUCUCAAGAAAAUGCCGCUGCACUCGAUCACGGAGAAGCCAAACGAACGUUGUCCCUCUCCCGUGGUGCCCGCCUAUGCCAACUUUGAGCUGGCCAAGCGGAUGCAUCAGGACAAUCUCGAUCAUCAACCGUUGCCGGAUUGUGUGGCGGAUUUGGCAUUUCGCAAGGCACAAAUCACUGGAGGACAUGGAGGACUCUCCCUCGACAUUGAUCCCAUUGCAACGGGUGUGGGUGUGAAGACCCACAACGCCGGACCGACGCACUGCACCAAGAUGAAGGUGUUCCGUCCGAAAACUGGUGCCGGUGUACUGCCCAAGGCCUUUGGAGGUGGCGACAAUUUUCGUGGCAUUGGCUCGGCGCCCAGCAAGAAAAUGGGUGCCAUGGAUCUGGCCAUCGGUUGGGACUUUAAGCCGGCGAAUCCCGCCGACGAACCGCGUCUGGCGCGGCACAUCGAUGGCUCCAAUGAUUCCGCCGGGCCGGCAGUCUUUACUUGUGUGAAAACCCCACGGGAGGAGCAUCAAUCCAAUGGAGAGUUGGGACGUUCGGCGGGUGUCUUUACCAGCACCUUGGGUGAACCGGAUUUCUUUGACAAGGAUAUUUUGCGGCGGAAGACGGACUUUGCGGGACGCGCCGUGGGGCGGGAGGAGAACUGUGCCUGUGACUAUUCGCCGCCAGCUGCGAUGAGAGCGCGUAGCGUCUCCAGAGAUUCCAGUGCCUCGCAUUGCCGGCGUGCGCCAGUUCUGGGAAGACUGGGCGGAGCUGGAGGCGGAGAUGGGGCUGAAGGCGGAGUUAGCUUCGGUCUGCCCGUAAAUCGUCUGGCCAAACAAUAUCAAUCCACGCCCAUGCUGGGUGAUAAGGCUUAUCAGGCGCUGCGCGAGAAAUACUUGGGACCCGACACGGACAACUGUCAUAGAGAAUCCUCGCAUGGCUGCCACCAUGCCACCGGUCCUGUCUGCAAACGGGAUCAGCUGCUGCGUCGUCCCGCCCGGCGACUCUGUCACAAAGUGGCGCCCGCUCCCAAAUGCUGUCCAACUGCCCAUGAUCAUGGACAUGGUCAUAGUCAUUGUCUGACCAGCAAGGCGGCUUUUCGUGCCGGAGUCCCAAAACUAAAUGCCUCUGGUGACUUUGUGGGCAUCUCAACGGGUUGCGGGGGCGGCUCAGCCGGCGCUGCGGGUCGUGUCCUGGUCGUGCCACGCCCCCGACAGCCGUACGCCAAGAAGAACUAUGACAUUGAUACGCUGGUGCCGCCAUUUCGUAGCCAGGGCGGCGGUGCGGGUCAAGGGGGCUAUCCGGAGCAUUGGCGUCUCGCCAGCGUCUAUCAACACGCCUACAAGCCCAUCGAUCAGCGACGGCGUCCAUUGCUGCAGACAGUCUACAAGUAG
Messenger RNA from Drosophila innubila, 1791 nucleotides. RefSeq lists its product as uncharacterized. The record is from RefSeq and is a predicted model, not a curated record. The transcript has 2 exons. NCBI's taxonomy places the organism in Eukaryota, Metazoa, Arthropoda, Insecta, Diptera, Drosophilidae. Bases 1 to 1791 code for a protein of 596 amino acids.